AUGGCGUUUUGGACAUUUGUGGCGGGAUAUUUGUCAGGAACGGAUAGGAAGAAGAGGCUGAUGUAUGUGAGGGAGGCAUUUAUGAGUGAUUAUGGACAAGAUCCGCUGGAAAUGAAUAUUAUCAUUGCACAGUAUAGUGAAACCGAUGACAAAGAUUUUCUUGAAGCUACGUGGAUUGCUAUAGGAGUACUGUCAGUUGUGUCUAUUGCUUCUCUUUCCAUGAUAAUUUACUUCGGAUACCUUAUAAUAGCGGAACUAAAAAGAAAAUCAGGCAUUAUGAGUGUUAACACCAAAAAACUGCAAACUCAGCUGAUAAAAGCACUUGUGAUACAAACAAUCACCCCGACUAUCGCAUGUUUCUCGCCUUGCUUCUUUUCUUGGUAUCAACCGGUUUUUGGAAUUGAUGGUGGGAAAUGGCUACAACAUUCAUCUUCAAUUGUUAUGUCGUUGUUUCCCGUUUUCGAUCCGUUCUCCACUAUUCUGAUAUUACCAUCGUUGAGAAGACAGUUCAAGAAAACUAUUCUACAGUUUGUGACCAAAGAAGCAACAGUGCAAAGCAACUUGCGUACUACGACUUGUUUUUAA
Caenorhabditis remanei is the source of this 585-nucleotide messenger RNA. RefSeq lists its product as uncharacterized. The transcript has 4 exons. Bases 1 to 585 code for a protein of 194 amino acids. The record is from RefSeq and is a predicted model, not a curated record. Lineage: Eukaryota; Metazoa; Nematoda; Chromadorea; Rhabditida; Rhabditidae.